Molecule: messenger RNA, 635 nt
Organism: Pogoniulus pusillus (Red-fronted tinkerbird)
Lineage: Eukaryota; Metazoa; Chordata; Aves; Piciformes; Lybiidae
Product: SLC35A4 upstream open reading frame protein-like
Exons: 3
Coding region: 1-453 (150 amino acids)
Source: RefSeq, a predicted model, not a curated record
AUGCUUCGCAUGCCCAAGCGCCUCUCGGUGGACACUGCUCCCCUCUGCUCCUCCGGACACUGGCACCCGGGCACGGCUCUGCCUCUGCCCCUGCCCCAGCCCCUGCCCGGGCACGGCUGUGCCCCUGCCCCGGGGCUCACCCGCGUUCCCCCGCAGGACUCGCUGCCCAAGCUGCAGGACGUCGCCUUCCUGAAGCAGCAGCUGCAGAGCCUGCAGCGCCGGGUGGAGGCCGAGGUGCAGGCCGGCGUGGGGCAGGAUGGCUCUCUGCUGGCCUCGCCCUUCCUGAAGGGCUUCCAGGCAGGCUACCUGAUCGCCAAGCUCCGCUUCUCGGCCGUGCUGGGCUUCGUGGCUGGCACCUGCACUGGCAUCUACGCCGCCCAGAGCUACGCCGUGCCCAACGUGGAGCAGACAGUGCGGGACUACAUCAGCUCCCUGGGCAGAGGCCGGGACUAGGCUGGGCCCCGCGGCGCAGGGACUGGAGGCUGCUGCUCAGCUGCAGGCACAGGAGCUGCCCGGGGGCACUGCCACUGCGCAGGGCUGCAGGGCGGCAGGGCUGGGCGUGGGCGUCCCGCAGAGCCCCUGGCGGCAGUGGGCACUCUGCUAACCCACAGCAGCUCGGAAGCAUCAGCCUGCAG